Colletotrichum gloeosporioides is the source of this 4191-nucleotide messenger RNA. Its product is annotated as Cutinase transcription factor 1 alpha. The coding region runs from base 1 to 4191 and encodes 1396 amino acids. NCBI's taxonomy places the organism in Eukaryota, Fungi, Ascomycota, Sordariomycetes, Glomerellales, Glomerellaceae. Gene Ontology annotation, molecular function: DNA-binding transcription factor activity, RNA polymerase II-specific; zinc ion binding; DNA binding. Gene Ontology annotation, biological process: DNA-templated transcription; regulation of DNA-templated transcription. The record is from RefSeq and is a predicted model, not a curated record. The transcript has 5 exons.
AUGGCUGUGCUGCAGUGGCCACUGGCGCCGGACUUCGAAGUUGACGGCGAAAUCGAGGUUCCGGCCGUGGUGUUUGGCACUGGGCUUAUUGGGCUGGACAUUAACUUGGACAGCAAGUCCAUUCUUGAAACGGGAGUUAUUGACGACAUUGACGUCGGGCCCAACAACGCGGCAGUGGACGCGGACGCGGAAGCGGAAGCAGAAGCAGAAGCAGAAGUAGACCAGGGUGCUGACACGGCCGAAUCCUGGCUUCUGACAGAGACGACGACUAACAGCAGCGGCUUGGACGAAGCCCAGCUGCAGCGACACCAGCGGCAGCAUCGACAACAGCAUCAGCAGCAACACGAGGCCGCUCCGGCGCCAGCAGCAAGCAGAGAAGGCAAGCACAGCGGUGCUGCGCCAUCUUCUCCCGCACUCGCACCUGCAACUCCUGCGCCUGCACUUGCACUUACACCUGCCCUUUUCGCUCCGUUGUCCGACAACGACAACGGCAGCGCCGAUCCCUCGGCGGCAGACCCACUCGUCUCCUUAUUACAACUGGACCCUUUGAUAAGCGCUCCUCCUGUUGGUCUUGCUGGGUCGUCGUCGGCAGCCUGGCACAUUCCGAACCCCAACUCAAAUCCCAGCACCAGCAACAGCACCAGUUCUUGUUCCAUCCACCCAGAAGAAACAUCUUUGCCUGCACCCCCCCUCCAUUCGCAUCCGCACCCGCACCCGCACCCGCAUCUGCUGCACCACCACAACCAGUCCCAGCUGUACCAAAACCAACUGCGCCAGCACCAUCCAGGUCUGCUCCAGAACCAUCUCCCGCAACGUCCACGCCAUUACGCCCACCAGCUCCAGAACCAGCACUACCCGUACCCAGCCCAACACCAUUACCAUCGCCCACCACAACCACUUCCCGUCCACGUCCAGCACCGCCAGUCAUCCCAGCUCCAGCCCCAGUCCCAGUCCCAGUCCAAGUUCCAGCACCAGGCCCUAGAGGCCCUUCGACCUCCGUCUACGCCGACACACCCAGUGCCUCUGCUCCAACCUGCAGACCCUGCUGCGCCUGGGCCACUGCAGUUGCUAGGCCCAGUGCCAGAAGCAGAGCGAGCGGCGCUGCUGCCACUCCUAUUCCCUCCCGGGCCUCCAGCUCCAGCUCCAGCUUCCGCCUCUGCUCCUAUUACUAGUCGACCAGCGAAAUUCGUCGACGAACUUCCUCACAACUCUCCCGACCCCGUCGCAUCACCCGCCAACAGGUCGCCAGACCAAGACGAGUCAAUCAUGGACGUCGACAUGUCCUCCGCAGACCUCGCGGCCCAGAAUCUUCAACGGCCGCAGCAGUCAACCCCCCAGAAAUCCGACUCGCCAUCCCAGGCGGGGGGAACUUCUAAUGUCGCCAACACAAGCCCGAAUCCCCAAUCUGGGAGCUCUGCCUCUGCCUCUGCCUCGGCUGCCGCCGCCGCCGCUGCCGCCGCCGCCAACCACAUGAGUUUUCGCAGGCAACGAGCCUCUAGAGCAUGCGAGGUACGAUGCGAUGCUGCAAGCCUCGGCGUGCCCUGCACGAACUGCGUGGCCUUCCAAAUCGAAUGUCGCAUCCCGACCCCGAAGAGAAAGAAGACUACGAAUGCCGGAACAAGUAAAGACUCGGACAGGUCUGCUCCAGCUUCACCGCUGCCAUCUGCCCCAAGCACCGGGCUAACUGAGCUUCUCUCUAGCGAGAAGGGGGACAACGCUGAGGAUCGCUCUCCGCGAGCUGCGAGCACUGCUGCUCCCGGCACCUUUCCGCCGAGAACACCCGCCGUCUAUCACACCACCGAUGGCACACCGUCCUCUACAUACACCGAGUCACAGGCCCGAAAAGAGGAGAUUGAUAGCGGCACCUACCUCAACUUGGUCAUGAAGCCCAAGUUCACGAGAGCGCCCAUCACCGAUGCUGGCAGAGUCGCGUAUCUGGGAGAGUCAUCGAACUUGACGUUGCUGGUACACGACCGCCAAGGGUCCUCCGACGUGGUUCACUAUCCUCUGCCCGAAAAUGUCAGGGGCUCAAGAGCCCGCCUCACUGAGCUUGACAACGUGGAAAUAGACAUCUUACACCAGCGCGGUGCCUUCCUCCUCCCGCCCAGGUCCCUCUGCGACGAGCUCAUUGAUUCCUACUUUAAAUGGGUUCACCCGAUUGUGCCCGUCAUCAAUCGCACUCGCUUCAUGAGGCAAUACCGCGACCCCAAAAAUCCUCCCUCCCUCCUUCUGCUGCAGGCUGUGCUGCUGGCCGGCUCCCGAGUCUGUACGAAUCCGCAAUUGAUGGAUGCCAACGGCUCGACAACCCCUGCCGCGCUUACCUUUUACAAGAGGGCCAAGGCCUUGUACGACGCCAACUAUGAAGACGAUCGAGUGACCAUCGUCCAGUCCUUGCUGCUGAUGGGUUGGUAUUGGGAAGGCCCCGAAGAUGUAACCAAGAACGUCUUUUACUGGAGUCGUGUAGCCACCAUUGUUGCGCAGGGAUCCGGCAUGCACCGCAGCGUGGAGCAGUCACAACUGAGUCGUUCCGACAAGAGAUUAUGGAAAAGGAUCUGGUGGACUCUCUUCACACGCGACAGAUCGGUGGCUGUAGCUCUCGGUCGGCCGGUGCAUAUCAACCUAGACGACUCGGAUGUGGAGAUGCUUACCGAGGACGAUUUUAUCGAAGACGAAGGCGACCGGAACAGCGAAUACCCUCCAGAUCCGAUUCAUGUUCAAUUCUUCAUGCAGUACGUCAAGUUAUGCGAGAUCAUGGGCUUGGUGCUAUCACAGCAGUACUCCGUUGCUUCCAAAGGACGUCAACGCAACGCCAUUGAUUUAACGCACAGCGACAUGGCCUUGGCAGACUGGCUUCAGAACUGCCCAAAGCUCGUGUACUGGGAGGUUGCCCGGCAUCACUUCUGGUCUGCGCUGCUUCACUCCAACUACUACACAACAUUAUGUCUGUUACAUCGGGCCCACAUGCCACCAAACGGUGGGAGCCGAUUUCCCGACGAUGCUCCUUAUCCAUCACGGAACAUCGCUUUUCAGGCGGCGGCCAUGAUUACCUCUAUCAUCGAAAACCUAGCUGCUCACGGCGAGCUACGCUUUUGCCCGGCCUUUGUCGUGUACAGUCUGUUCUCCGCGCUCAUCAUGCACGUUUAUCAGAUGCGGUCGCCGGUCCCCUCGAUCCAACAGGUGACCCAAGACAGGUUACGGACGUGUAUGCAAGCACUCAAGGAGGUUUCGCGCGUCUGGUUGGUGGGCAAGAUGGUUUAUACCCUGUUCGAAUCCAUCAUCGGAAAUAAAGUACUGGAAGAACGUCUGCAAAAGGCCGCCGGCAAGAGGCACAGGAAAGCACAACAAACUCUGGCUCAACUCGAGCAACAGCAGCAACGACCCCAGGAAGCGGCGAAGAGAAAGUAUGACGACAUGGCGAUUGACUUCAGCGUCAACACACCGACGCCUCAGGAAUCGUACGAGCGAUCACGUCCUCAAACGCCCAGCCAUAUGAAGGGCGACGGAUCAUCCAACUCCCAAACCAUGCCACCACCCACGUCUCCAAAUUCCAGACAAAAUGCCGACACAUUCAUGGGUGGAACAUCUUCGAGGCCACAGACGAGGCCGGCGACUCCGUUCAACCCGUCAUUUUCUGUCCCAGCAACGCCACCAGACCUAUACCUGGUGACGCGCAACUCGCCGAACAUUUCGCAAUCACUAUGGGAGAACUUCCAGCCCGAUCAGUUAUUCCCUGAUAGCGCCAGCAUGCCGGCUUUUCCUCAAAUGUCUCCCUCAGUUCCAAACCAGUCGGGCAUAGACGCUGGGCUCAUGGCACAACUUCAAAAUCCCAACCUGCAGGGUGGGUUGUCUAGCCAGAACAGUCAAUUCCAACAGAGAGCAGCAACGAAGGCAGGACUAGGCGGAAGCCCUCCGCAAGGGCACAAUGUAGUACCGGGAUUACAGGGUUUCCAGCAACAACAGCAACAGGGACAUGGGCAGAACAAUAGCAAUUUGAACAGUAGUUUGUGGACGGCCAACUUUGAUGGCUUGAUGCCAGAUGGGCACAGUCCCAGCGACAGCUGGAGCACAGGAUCUGCACAAGGGCAGCCGGUCCCCAAUACUCUUAACGUUGAAGACUGGUUCCAAUUUUUCGGUAUUAACAACGGGGACCUAGCGAACAUGAAUAUCGACUUGGGGCUAGGGCCUCAGUAG